This is a messenger RNA of Medioppia subpectinata, 753 nucleotides long. Lineage: Eukaryota; Metazoa; Arthropoda; Arachnida; Sarcoptiformes; Oppiidae. The record is from the annotation of a GenBank genome assembly.
AUGUACGGCAUAACAUCUUUACGCAUAAAAAACUGUUUUGCAUUCACUGACGACACGGGCGCCGGAGAUCAGGUCCAACUGAUUGACCCGUACGGGUGUCCGGCGCCGGCGGCCGACGCUCUGAUCUCCCCCUUUAACUACAACAGCACACAUACAGCAAAAGCCGUAUUGUAUGAGAUGUUCAAAUACCCGGACACUAAUAAACUGAACAUACAGUGCGACCCAUACUGUGUCGGGGCGGGUGAGCCGGUGUGCGACUCACCCGGUCAUAAGGGUAGGGAUUUAGCCCUCGAUGGGUAUUCACAACUGUCGGCCUCCACCUCGAUGUUUGUUUUCGAGCCCACAGAUGAUUCACUUACCCACGAAAAUCUGUUUGAGUGUACUGAAUGGAGAUUCCCAUGGUUAAUUACCCUGUGCAUAGUGUUGGCCGUGUUAUUACUAUUAAUGUUAUUGUUAAAUAUGUUUAUGUGCUCAUCGCUCAGCUGCAGGUGUAUUAAAACUGAGAUCGUCGAACAGGAACCGGAUGAGACAGUCGACGACUACGACCCAUAUCGGGCUGACUGGACGGCACCGAACUCACGGUACGGGUCCCGCAACUCACUGAACAAAGGCUAUCCCGAGGGGACACUCAAGUCAAACAAAUCACAGCCAAAGUCCUAUCACUUGGGCUACGAUAACGAUGACUACGUUCCCGACCAACACAACCGGUCAUACUCUACACUACAGACCCGUUCGCCCCGACCCCGAUCGCCG